CCAACAAAGAAAAGCAACUAAGAACCGCUAUAAGAAAAACUAUGAUGUCGAAGAAGAAAGAAAGCAUCGGACGACAAAAAAUUCCAAUGGUGAAAAUAAAGAAAGAGAGCCACCGGCAAGUCACAUUCUCGAAACGCAGAGCUGGUCUCUUCAAGAAAGCUAGUGAGCUUUGCACGUUGUGUGGUGCAGAGAUUGGGAUCAUCGUGUUCUCUCCCGCGAAAAAGCCUUUCUCAUUCGGACAUCCGAGUGUCGAAUCUGUAUUGGAUCGUUACAUGUCUCGAAACAAUAUGUCCUUAGUUCAGACGCAGCAACCGCAAGGAAGCCCUGCAGCGAGCUGCGAGCUGAAUAUGCAGUUAACGCAUAUUUUGAGCGAGGUAGAGGAAGAGAAGAAGAAAGGUCAAGCUAUGGAAGAAAUGAGAAAAGAGAGUGUGAGGCGGUCGGUGAUCAAUUGGUGGGAAAAGCCAGUAGAGGAGAUGAAUUUGGUUCAGUUACAAGAAAUGAAAUAUGCAUUGGAGGAGUUGAGGAAGACGGUUGUGACAAAUAUGGCGUCGUUUAAUGAGGCGAAAGACGAUGUUUUUGGUUUCUUGGACAACAAAGUGACGGCUCCUCCUUACAUGAACAUGUCUUCUGGUCUCUCAAGUAUUUAUUAUGCCAACGGAAAUGGUUGUUUCUGAUCACAAAUGCUUUUGGUUUUUGUGAUUUUUUUUUUGGUAGCAAUAGAAAGAAAAAUGAAUCAAAUAACUUGUAGGCUAGUAUCUUGCUAGCUGUAUUUUCUUUCUUCAAAUUAUUUUUGUUUCUUUAGCACCAUAGAGAUAAUAUGAUAAAUGGAUUCAUGUCAA
Molecule: messenger RNA, 839 nt
Organism: Arabidopsis arenosa
Lineage: Eukaryota; Viridiplantae; Streptophyta; Magnoliopsida; Brassicales; Brassicaceae
Source: the annotation of a GenBank genome assembly